Messenger RNA from Centropristis striata (black sea bass), 1580 nucleotides. It is a transcript of the gene fcer1gl, whose product is annotated as Fc receptor, IgE, high affinity I, gamma polypeptide like. Gene Ontology annotation, cellular component: Fc-epsilon receptor I complex. Gene Ontology annotation, biological process: cell surface receptor signaling pathway. The coding region runs from base 73 to 381 and encodes 102 amino acids. NCBI's taxonomy places the organism in Eukaryota, Metazoa, Chordata, Actinopteri, Perciformes, Serranidae. The transcript has 5 exons. Gene Ontology annotation, molecular function: IgE receptor activity. The record is from RefSeq and is a predicted model, not a curated record.
UUUUUGACAGAUUUCUCUGACAGUCGACAACACGACAGAUCUUCUAUCUUAUCUGCAGCCUGAGCCGGUAAGAUGAGGCGAGCUUUACUCAUCAUUGCUGUCUUUCUGGUGAUCAAUCCCACCUGCACUGAGGCAAUCGGAGACAUGAACGUUUGUUUCAUUCUGGAUGGGAUUCUCAUCAUUUACGGCAUCAUUCUCACCGUCUUAUACUGCAGACUGAGGAUGAGUCCAGACUGCCAAAAGGCUUCAAACCCGCCUGAGAAGCAGCCCACUGAGGGAGGCAUCUAUGCGGUGAGACAUGUCAUUCUAAUGUUUAAAAAGACAUUUAAAAAGGCUCAUGAAGGAAAAGUGACAGCUUUAAGCCACAGCGGAUGGGUCUGACCUCUCGCAGCACUGAUACCUAUGAGACCAUCAAAGUGGAGAAAAAGCCGAUCGUCUGAUGGAGUUUGGUGCAGAGAGGAGGCUGAGAAGCUCUCAAAGCUUUAUACUGUAUAUUAAGAGUACCUAUACAUAACUUUUAUUCUUUUUCUCUGUUUUUGUAGAGAUGCCAAAGCUAAAUUAAUUUAACAGUUUACGAACAACAGGCUUCGUCAGUGUGUUUCACAGCUGCUUUUACACAAUUUUCAAGAAAGCAGAAGUUUAAAUUUAUCUUUUGUUUCUGUUCAUGUGUUCCCUUUUUGGGGGAUUCAAGAAGUACUUUUACUUCACUUUAUGUAAAAAACCCCAUACAAAAUAUCUCAAUAUUUCUUUAUUAACAAUUCAUCUGCUAUUUCUUUUUGAUAUAUUGUGUAUAAAAAGCAAAAGCCCCAAGGGUUCAUUUAAAAUGUCUUUUUUUGUUUAUUUCUUCAUCCACUUUGCUAUAAUAUAAACUAUAUAUAAAUUAUAUAAACUAAGAAGCUGGAACCAGGUCAUUUUUGUUUUCUACUAUUCAUUUUUGGUCGAUCAGCUAAUUGAUUAAUUGACCUAACUUUACUUACACUAUACAAAAUAUAAAUGCAAGGCUUUUGAUUUUGCUCCCAUUUUUUAUGAGUCGAAAUAAAAUAGUGUCAAAGACACUCAGAAGAUUGUUUUCAUAAACAGAUAGCUUUCCUUAAGCAUAUUUAACAUUAAUAUAGAUUGGGCCACAUGCAGUAACCACUUGAAUUGUUCUUAAGCAGCAUGUACGAGUGAUUUAGGAUAAUAAAUGAUACUGUGCUAUAGAUUAAACUACCCAAAAGUGUAUGAAGUAGUUAAAAUGUGUUCCACCUCACCAGCUGUAAUAUUAAAAUGCUGCUUAUCUGUUAACUCUUGAACCCUAACAAGCCGUUUCGGGGUGUUUUUUGCUCUUUUUACAUUUUACUCACUGUAGCAUUGUAUUUCACUGUAAUAUAUAAAAUAUGUAAAUUCUGCACAAUAAUGCCUUUUAUGCAUAACAAAACAGUUAUUUGAAGCUUCCUUUUGGUCACUUUUUCUAAUGUUAACUUCUGUGACCUAUGAUCCAUUCAAGGACUGUCGGAAAGGUCAAACUCCGACAAUAAUGCCUGUUUUCACUUUUUCUUUCUACGAUGAAGUGUGUAUUUUUCGCGAUAUCUUAAAGAAAA